ACGCUCUGUCGCUGUUUUUUUUCUCUCUCCUCGCUGUUCCGUCGUCACCAACAAAAAGGAAAAGACCACUGUCUCUCUCUCCUUCCCUUCCCCCCACCUUCGCUUUCUCUCUCUUCCGCUCCUCCGCGUUCCGAUCGCGAACCCCAUCGAGGACCUCGAUCGGGCUCCCGAGGGCCACGUCCAGAGCCCGCGAAGAGAGCUUUCUCCGUCUCGGAUCUCCACCUCCCCCCAGCUCUCGAGUUCGAGGUCGAGCUCGUUCCGACGAUGAACGACCUUCUCUCGGAGUCCUUUGAGAUCCCUCGGGGUCAAUCUUCUAGAGAUGGGGACAUUGAGCUGGGUGCAAAUGCUCCAAUGCGCUCAGGGGAGCUUGGCUUGGAGAAUUUCUUUAAAAAGAUUCAAGAUAUCGAGAAGCAAAUCGACAAGUUGAACAAAUUGCUGAAGAAACUCCAGGAUGCGCAUGAGGAAUCAAAAGCUGUAACUAAAGCUGCUUCCAUGAAAGUGAUCAAGCAGCGGAUGGACAAAGAAGUUGAUGAAGUUGGAAAGGUUGCUCGUUUGGUCAAAUCAAAGAUUGAAGAACUUGACCGAGAAAAUCUGGCAAAUAGGCAGAAACCUGGUUGCGGAAAAGGUACAGGUGUUGACCGAUCCAGAACACAAACAACUGUCGCCUUGAAGAAAAAGUUUAAAGACAAGAUGGCUGAAUUUCAGGUCCUUAGGGAAAAUAUACAUCAAGAGAAUCGGGAGGUUGUUGAAAGGCGUGUGUUUACUGUAACGGGCACUAGAGCCGAUGAAGAGACAAUUGACAGACUGAUUGAGACCGGAGAUAGCGAACAGAUAUUCCAAAAGGCCAUUCAAGAACAAGGGCGGGGCCAGAUUAUGGAUACUGUUGCUGAAAUUCAAGAGCGCCAUGAUGCUGUCAGAGAUCUAGAGCGCAAGCUUCUGGAUUUGCAGCAGAUAUUCUUGGAUAUGGCUGUGUUGGUGGAUGCCCAGGGAGACUUGCUCGACAAUAUAGAAGCACAGGUAUCAAGCGCGGUGGAUCACGUCCAAAGUGGCAACACUGCACUCCAGAGGGCGAAGAGCCUGCAGAAGAACUCUAGGAAAUGGAUGUGCAUCGCGAUCCUAAUCCUACUCAUCAUCGUGGUGAUAAUUGUUGUCACAGUGCUCAAACCCUGGAGUAGCAACAAAGGUGCUUAAGAGGGCUUCACGUGUUGUUUGCUGUAUAAAUAGAAGAGCAAUGUCGUGAAUUGUUUAACAGGUCUCCUGGAUAUUCCCUGUUUAUCAUUGGUGGUCGGCGUGUUUUGACCCUGCGUUCUUCAACGUGGCAAUCUGAGUGUUUACUGUUUCUAUAGCAGAACGAGUAAUUUUAGUGCGGAUGUCCUCCUGGUCCUGUACCUGUACCUGAUUCAAAAUUCUUUGGUUGCUGCUUCAUCUAUGAAUUCUUUGUUCUGGGGAA
Messenger RNA from Rhodamnia argentea, 1450 nucleotides. Its product is annotated as syntaxin-132-like. Gene Ontology annotation, biological process: exocytosis; vesicle fusion; intracellular protein transport. Gene Ontology annotation, cellular component: plasma membrane; SNARE complex; endomembrane system. Gene Ontology annotation, molecular function: SNAP receptor activity; SNARE binding. The transcript has 13 exons. The record is from RefSeq and is a predicted model, not a curated record. The coding region runs from base 265 to 1191 and encodes 308 amino acids. Lineage: Eukaryota; Viridiplantae; Streptophyta; Magnoliopsida; Myrtales; Myrtaceae.